UUGCUACUCAGUGCAUUGAUCCUGAAAGAAUGUCAACUCAGUCAGACAAGCUUAGAAAAUCAAAGGUUGCUAAAAACAUUCCUGAGGAAUCAAGUAAUAAAAAUGUAGAGAACUGUCAGUACCCGGGUUUCAAGGUAAAACAGCUUUCAGAACUGCCGAGACACUUAGAUGCUGCAGAUCUGUGGGACUUGGUUAUAAAAGCUCAAAAUUUCGAAAGAGCUGUCUUUAACGUUUGGAGAAAGUUGUUUCUCUCAGAAGCAUCUAUUGCUGUUUUCCAGGAUUCUUUUUGGUGGUGGUUUCUUCAGCAAUUUAAGACUAACCAGGAAGAUCAAGACCACUUAUUUGACAGAAUUGCAGGCAGUUUUGUGGGACUUUUCCUGUGCGUUCCCAGGAAUACAAAAGAUGCAUUUUUUCAGGUGUACCCUGAUUGUUUGUCACAAGUCAUUUAUGUUGCUUUCUGUGAAGCAUUUCCAGAAUCCACUACGUAUUUUGAUGAUGAGUUCAAGGAUAGACUAGUAGAUCUAAUCUUUCAGUGGGUAUCAGGUCUAAAACCAAAGAAAUUUGUUUGGAAAAAAUGGAAUCUAGAUUGCCUGAAGAAGACCACAGUAAAUGGUAAUGAGAAAGAUACUAUUACCAGGUCAACAGUUAAAGACUCUAUCAAAUCUAAACCAGUCGUUCAAGGUUGUAAGUAUUUUUAAAUAUACGAGAUGUAUUACAGAUGAGUGUCAGAAUGGCACAUGCACUAUUCUUUGCAAAACUGUAUG
Molecule: messenger RNA, 764 nt
Organism: Gavialis gangeticus (Gharial)
Lineage: Eukaryota; Metazoa; Chordata; Crocodylia; Gavialidae
Gene: FAM227B
Product: family with sequence similarity 227 member B
Exons: 7
Coding region: 30-698 (222 amino acids)
Source: RefSeq, a predicted model, not a curated record